Messenger RNA from Copidosoma floridanum, 891 nucleotides. RefSeq lists its product as uncharacterized. The record is from RefSeq and is a predicted model, not a curated record. Lineage: Eukaryota; Metazoa; Arthropoda; Insecta; Hymenoptera; Encyrtidae.
AUGAGUUUAUUUACACUAAGUCAGCAAGAUGUGCUGGAGAAGCCCAUUGGUACUGUUCAUUUAUCUGUUCAUGAUUUAGCCAACGACGAUGAUGCUAUUCACUUUUAUACUGGCCUAGAAGAUUAUCAAAAAUUUCAAUUUGUAUUUUUUACUCUUGGACAAGCUGUUUUUUCACUCAACUACUUUUAUGAAACAAAGCCUGAGUUGGAUGUUAUGAAUCAGUUUUUUUUAUCUUUGAUCAUUUUAAAGCAACACAAAACUGACUUUGAACUAAGCUUGUUAUUUAAAAUUUCGGAAAAACAAGUAGCUAACAUAUUUAUGACAUGGAUCAGAUUCAUGAAGUUACAGUGGUCAAAAAUUUCCCAAUGGCCUUCCAAAAAUUUGGUACGUUUUUUCACUCCAAUAGACUUUAACAAUAAAUUUCCCGGAACAAGAUGUAUAAUUGAUAGGAUAGAAAUACCUAUUGAGAAACCAAGUACACCUACAUCUCAGCAAAAUGAAAAUGAAACAACUGUAAAGUCUAUUGUUGCUGCUACUCCUGGUGGAUUGAUAUCUUACGUUUCAUCUACCUAUGCUGGCUCAACUAGUGAUCGACAAAUCAUCGAGGACUGUGGUCUCCUUUCAAAGUGUGAUCCAGGAGAUAGUAUUAUGGCCUGUAAAGACUUUGACGUACAGGAUAUUUUGGCUGAACAUAAAAUAAAGUUGAACGUUCCAAAAUUUUUCAAGGAAAAGACUAAAAUAUCCAGCCAUACUGUAUUGAGUGAUGAGAAAAUAUCAAGUGAACAAGUGCAUGUUGAAUGUAUCAUUGGGUUGAAAAUACUGUUAGUCCUGAGGCUUAAACCAGAGAAUAUAGAAACACAUCCCUUCAUUGUUUCUAUAUUCUCUGCUUAA